Molecule: messenger RNA, 675 nt
Organism: Lottia gigantea (owl limpet)
Lineage: Eukaryota; Metazoa; Mollusca; Gastropoda; Lottiidae
Exons: 1
Coding region: 1-675 (224 amino acids)
Source: RefSeq, a predicted model, not a curated record
AUGGCAAACUUAACCUCACAGACUGAUUUGGACGACGUGAUUUCACCCGCACAACGCGUCGACGAUGGGAAGACACCCACUGAUGAAGAAAGGUUCAAGGCAGAGCGUACACCUUCAAGAUCCAGAUCUGGACGUUCCAGAACAUCAAAUGUGUCAAGUCAUGGCAGUCAAACCCUGUUAAUGACUUCAAAGGCUAAGAUGGCAGCAGCCAAAUCUCGCCUUCAGUAUGUUAAGAGAGAAACUGACAAUAAGAAUCAACAGGCACUACUCGAUGCAAAUUUGACCGUAAUUCAACAUGAAAAAGAAGCUUCCGUAGCAGAAGCUGAAUACAAAGCGAUGGAAGAAAUGGUGAACUAUUCAGACAGUAGCAGCAGUCGUAGUGAUUCAGAUAUAAGAGAAGUGAAAGAAACAAGAACAAGAAAUUUCGCUAUGAAACCAUCGACUCCAUAUGGUGAAAUGCCAGUCUUAUCGCCUCAAAAUGGUUUACUUCCUAGGGAGGACACUCCACGUGAUAUACAAACAGUGCCUGGUCGAAUCCAAUACCAACACUCAACUAAUGUGGACAGAAUGAACAAUUUGUCCCCCACAAUUUCAGAAAUGUUAUGUACCCCCGAUCCUGUGCAGACCCAAGCUGACUUGAACCCAAGUGCAACCCCAUUCCAACCUGUAUGUUGA